AGGGUGGAAAGGUGUUGGUUCCUCCAGAAACUUUCAACUGCUCUAAGACUUGUGAUUUAUUGAAAAGUAGACUAGGAGUCACUCUUGAACUGGAUAGUGAGCACCUAAGAUUUCUUAGGACACACAAUCGCGUUUAUGGAAUUACCAAUCAAACACUUGUAUUCUCAAAGGUGGAGAAACUACUUGCCGAUAUAUUUUUCGAAGAAAGUACCUCUGAAGUUAGUGUCCUGAAGAAAAAAUCCGGCAAAUGUAUCAGUGAAACUAAAACAGUAUCACGACCGGUAGUCUCUUGGGCUGGCAGACUCCGCAGUCAUGUUCCAAAGAACAUUCUCACAAAGCAGCAGGAUACGUCACAUGUUGUAGUUCGAAGAACAUUUCCAAUUCCAGCAAAUAAGGUUGGUCUUUUGUAUGGGAAAGGCGGGACCACCAUUCGUAGAAUUUCAAUGCAAUCAUCUACAUGCAUAAAUGUGGAGAAAGAUACUAAAGAUAACAACCAUGAUCCAAAUCGGUCUGUUACUAUUGUUGGCACUUUUGAAGAUUUUGUGAGAGCAAAAGUAUUAAUCAUGGAUGAAAUUGACAAGGGUGGUAAGAAAGGUUCUAUUCAAGAUCUCAGGCCCGGUACCAAGGAUGCUUAUGUGUAUGUACCAGAAGAUAAGAUGGGUGUGGUUAUAGGAAAAGAAGGCAAAACAGUGAAAGCAAUGGAAACCCAAUCUGGGGCCUGUAUCGAGCAAGUAAAUAAGGAAAAUAAAUUCAGGAUCACUGGAACCGCAGAGGAGAUUAAAGUUGCUGAAUCAUUGAUUGCUGGCAAGGUGUCAAUACCUAGAUCACGUCAGUCAAAGCAAUCUGCAGGCAACAAAGCUUCAUUUCCACAGCCAUCACGUCCUGUAGGUGCUGGUGGAUCGACAGUUGCAACUGGAUCAACUUCUUCCUGUGUGCUUGAUGGGGUUAUUGGAACUACAAGGCGAGUUAUGUUCGAGGGAUCAAGUGCAAUGGCGCAGUCCCCCGGAUGUCUUACUGCAAGUCACCAUCCUCCAAGGAUUGCACAGACCGCCCAAUAUCCUCUUGGAACCAGCAAUACUCUGAGUAUUGCACAGUCGGAGCUUCGUCCGCAAGCAUUGGUUCCCUCCCAUGGAUCUCCUUAUCUGUGCAAUGAUGAGGUUGGGCAGGCUUGUCAAAGUUCAAGGCCAUUGUCCCUGCAUGAGUCACCUGGAUAUGGUGUCCAGGCAGCACCAUACCGAGGGCCUCUGCCUGGCUAUGGUGUCCAAGCCGCACCCUACCUAGGGCCUCUGCCUGGCUUUGGUGUCCAAGCCGCACCGUACCGAGGGCCGCCGCCAGGCUAUGAUCAGUGGACUGGCUAUGAUGCCCAGCAUGGACCCCGCCAUGGUCUGCCUGCUUAUAGUUUUCGAAGGCCACCACAUCAACGGCGGCCUGCCCCACAUAGUUGAUGUAACUAAUGUAAUCUGAGAGAUGUAAAUUCUGGAUGGGUCUGCGUGUAAGCGUUUGUUACAUGUUGGUUCUCUAAUACUAGAAGGACUUGCAAGAUCUCAAAAAAUUUGUCCAUCAAUAUUCC
This is a messenger RNA of Hordeum vulgare subsp. vulgare (domesticated barley), 1570 nucleotides long. RefSeq lists its product as uncharacterized. NCBI's taxonomy places the organism in Eukaryota, Viridiplantae, Streptophyta, Magnoliopsida, Poales, Poaceae. The record is from RefSeq and is a predicted model, not a curated record. Gene Ontology annotation, molecular function: mRNA binding. Gene Ontology annotation, cellular component: nucleus; cytoplasm. The transcript is spliced from 9 exons. The coding region runs from base 444 to 1445 and encodes 333 amino acids. Gene Ontology annotation, biological process: regulation of gene expression.